Molecule: messenger RNA, 1539 nt
Organism: Mastomys coucha (southern multimammate mouse)
Lineage: Eukaryota; Metazoa; Chordata; Mammalia; Rodentia; Muridae
Gene: Rnf25
Product: ring finger protein 25
Exons: 10
Coding region: 196-1467 (423 amino acids)
Biological process (GO): protein ubiquitination
Cellular component (GO): nucleus
Molecular function (GO): protein binding; ubiquitin protein ligase activity
Source: RefSeq, a predicted model, not a curated record
CUCAUAGAGUAGUUGGGAAGAUGAAUCACCAUAGAUUCGUAAUAUGCAUAAGCCUGCUUUUCAUUAGUUGCUGAAGUAUAAGACCUCAAGAGACUCGAUAGCCCAAAGGACAUCUGUCUGAACUAAGGCCUUAUACUGGUCCUUCCCUCUGAAGUUGAAGUAUUAGAGUCUAUCUAUCUGGAUGAGCUACAGGUGAUGAAAGGGAAUGGCAGAUCACCCUGGGAGAUCUUCAUCACUCUGCACCCUGCCACCGCAGAGGUCCAAGAUUCACAGUUUGUCUGCUUUACUCUGGUUCUUCGGAUUCCAGUACAGUAUCCCCACGAGGUGCCACAGAUCUCCAUCCGUAACCCACGAGGACUUUCAGAUGAGCAGAUCCACAAGAUCUCACAGGCCCUGGGUCAUGUGGCCAAGGAAGGACUAGGCACUGCCAUGCUCUAUGAACUCAUUGAGAAAGGGAAGGAGAUUCUCACAGAUAACAACAUUCCCCAUGGUCAGUGUGUCAUCUGCCUCUAUGGUUUCCAGGAAAAGGAGGCCUUUACCAAAACACCGUGUUACCACUACUUUCACUGCCAUUGCCUUGCCAGGUACAUCCAGCACAUGGAACAAGAGCUGAAUACACAGGAACAGGAACAGGAGCGACAGCAUGUUGUCACCAAGCAGAAGGCAGUCGGUGUGCAGUGUCCUGUGUGCAGGGAGCCCCUCGUGUAUGACCUUGCCUCGCUGAAAGCAGCCCCUGAACCCCAGCAACCCAUGGAGCUGUACCAGCCCAGUGCAGAGAGCUUGCGCCAACAGGAAGAGCUCAAACGGCUGUAUCAGAGGCAGCAAGAAAAGGGUGGCAUCAUCGACCUUGAGGCUGAACGGAACCGAUACUUCAUUAGUCUUCAGCAGCCUCCUGCUGCCCUUGAACCGGAGUCAGCUGUAGAUGUCUCCAGAGGACCCCAACCACCUAAUGCCAUUUCUGCAGAACAAUCUACUUCCCUAGCUGCCCAAUCAACUCUGCCAAGUCCUCUACCCAUGGCUACCCAGUAUGUAUAUGAGAAGACUUCAGGAGCUGGGCCAAAUCAACAGAGGCCGAGUGAGACCCAGAAAUCCAUGCUAGAUCCUCCACGACCUGGUCGUGGCUCCUGGCGACAGUAUGACCGGAGGCACCCAAAAGGAGGGGAGUGCUGCGCUCCAAAAGGUACCAGUGAAAUCCAUGAACUGCCACCUCCUGAGAAGCCUCUCAAGGAGACUGUGGACUUAAAGGCAGAACCCCGUAACAAAGGGCUCACAGGUCAUCCUCAGGAGAAGGGGCCUGGUAGCUGGCAGGGUCCCUCAGCUCGCAGGACUCGGGACUGUGCUCGCUGGGAACGCUCCAAAAACCGUACACCGGGUUCUUCCUAUCCCCACCUACCUCGGGGCCAGGGAGCAUAUCGGUCUGGUACUCGCAGGGAGCCCCUGGGCUUGGAACCUGAGGAAGGUUCCUAGCAGUACUGUUGGGGGACAGGGAAUUGGGGUGGGAGGGAGGCAAUAAAGAGAUUUGACCUUUGCUUAACAGCA